Molecule: messenger RNA, 1808 nt
Organism: Paralichthys olivaceus (Japanese flounder)
Lineage: Eukaryota; Metazoa; Chordata; Actinopteri; Pleuronectiformes; Paralichthyidae
Source: RefSeq, a predicted model, not a curated record
AGUCCAACAUGGAGGAGGUUCAAGACGAGCUGAUGCACAGACUGACGCUGGGUCGCAGCGCUCAGAAGAAGUUCCAGGUUCCGUCUCGCGGCGGCGGCCUCCCGUCCGUCAGCAUCACGUACGACUCGUCACCGGACGACGUGAAAGUCUGGCUGGACGCUAAAGGCUUCAGUCCAGUCACCAUCACCAGCCUCGGCGUCCUGACCGGAGCUCAGCUGUUUUCUCUCAACAAAGAGGAGCUGAAGACGGUUUGUCCCGAUGACGGCGCCCGAGUCUUCAGUCAGGUGACCGUGCAGAAGGCCGCGCUGGAGAGGAGUUCAGGCUCGGAGCUCCAGGAGGUCAUGAGGAGGCGUCAGGAGAAACUUGCAGUGAGCACCUGUGACUCGGGGGUGGAGUCGUUUGACGAAGGAAGCUCCCACUGAGCUCCUCAUGGCCUCCUCCCUCCCUCCCUCCCUCCCUCCUCUCUUUUUUUCAAACUGCGGCCUGCUGUUUUCUCUCUCCCUCCUCAGGCGGCGAUGGACCACGCUGAGUUUGUACAGAUAAUGAGACGCAGACAGGAAGUGCUGGGCUCGUCUCCGUAGGAUUCAAAACUAAAACCGGCUCCUGAUGACGUCAUGAGCUCAACGUGUUUGGUCAUGUGACGACUCGGAGCGGCUGCUCGUCACCUCCACUUUGUCUCAGACGCAGGAAAAUAUCUCAAUUUCUACAUUGUAAAUAAAAAAUCUUAGUUUUGUUAAAUUAACGUCACGAUUCUCGAGAGAAGUCGAUCGUAUGAAAAAUCAAAUAAAUCAUUCAUGAAGAGAUCAGAUGUAAAAAACCUCGAUGUCAGUUUCCUCUUGAUCAUUUAUGAAACUGGAGAUUUAACUUCAUGUCGAUGAAACGUUUGAUUCUUUUAAAGAUGUUUCACAGAAAAGACAAACUGAACAUUUCAUAGUUUAUUUAAAUGUAACGAUAGAAUCCAUCCACUGAAGAUUUAUUUACGAAGCUUCGUAAUAAUUUCUCAUUUCUGAGCGUCAUGUGAUUUAGAGUCGGACUCAGACGACGAACCAUUCAAGUGUUUCAGCUGCUGCUUCGCUCAUCGUCUGUUCAGAGACGAAAAACUUUAUGACCCCGCCUCCUCCCCAGUGUUCCUCGCCUGGUUGGUUCGUGCAGGUCGCGAACUUCCUCAGACUUUUCCAGAAUUUAUCUGCAAAUAUUUUUCCCGGAAAGUUCAACGAUCAGAAGCUGAAAACACGUCACAGAUUGUUCCAAUAAAUAAAAGACAAGAAAAGACGACGAGAAGAAAGCAACGCUGCCACCUUGUGGUGAUGACGUUAAAACCAAACGGAAACAUGGACACUGAACAAACAUCAGUGAGAUGAGAACGAGCUGAAGAGACAGAAACUUCUUUGACUGAGUUUUUAGUUUGGUUCAUGUCCCGUCUGUUAACAUGGAGAAGGUUUAUGUACUAUACUGCAGCCAGGCACCAGGGGGCGAUCAACACGAUUUGGCUUCAGCUUCAUAAGCUGUCAUGUUUUCACUUGUCUUUAGUUUUUACUGAGCAGCCUCAAACGCCACAGGAUCCGCUGUGUGACACGUCUGUGACACGUCUGUAGCACGUCUGUAGCACGUCUGUGACACGUCUGUAGCACGUCUGUGACACGUCUGUAGCACGUCUGUAGCACGUCUGUGACGAUGAUUGAUUAGUUUUCUGACCUGUAGCUCAUCACUGAUGACUGACGAGUAGAAGAUGUUAAUGAGACGUUUAGUUUUCAUUGUGCCUUUUCCAGUAAAUCUGCUCAUUCUGCAAUAAAACAUUUAAAAAAUCA